Molecule: messenger RNA, 768 nt
Organism: Chanos chanos (milkfish)
Lineage: Eukaryota; Metazoa; Chordata; Actinopteri; Gonorynchiformes; Chanidae
Gene: trappc5
Product: trafficking protein particle complex subunit 5
Exons: 3
Coding region: 97-663 (188 amino acids)
Biological process (GO): endoplasmic reticulum to Golgi vesicle-mediated transport
Cellular component (GO): TRAPPII protein complex; TRAPPIII protein complex; TRAPPI protein complex
Source: RefSeq, a predicted model, not a curated record
UGCCAUUUUGGAGAAUUACUUGUCAUGUUUCUCUUCACACUGCGGUGAUACAAACGUUGUGGAUCAUUAACAUUACCCCCAGUCGAGUUAAUCAGGAUGGAGACUCGCUUCACAAAGGGCAAGUCUGCGAUUUUGGAGCGGUCUCUGACCCGACCCAAAACAGAAGUCAGUGUCAGCGCCUUCGCGUUGCUUUUCUCUGAGAUAGUGCAGUACUGCCAGAGCCGGGUGUAUUCGGUCUCUGAGCUCCAAGCCCGUCUGGCAGACAUGGGACAAGGUGUCGGGGCUAGUCUUCUGGAUGUUCUCGUAUUGAGGGAGAAAAACGGGAAAAGAGAAACCAAGGUGUUAAACAUUCUGCUUUUCAUUAAGGUCUCGGUGUGGAAAGCCCUCUUUGGAAAGGAAGCGGAUAAACUGGAACAGGCCAACGAUGAUGAUAAGACCUACUACAUCAUCGAGAAAGAGCCCCUUGUCAACGCCUUCAUAUCGGUUCCCAAAGAGAACAGUACCCUGAACUGCGCCGCCUUCACAGGGGGUAUCGUGGAGGCUAUUCUCACACACAGCGGCUUCCCUGCCAAGGUCACGGUCCACUGGCACAAGGGCACCACUCUCAUGAUUAAGUUCGACGAGGCAGUCAUCGCCCGUGACAAAGCGUUGGACGGCAGAUAGAGAAGAGCAGUACUGACAUGGUGUGACCCUUAUACAGAAACCGGACUUUGGUUAUGAAAUGUGUGUGUGUGUCUGUGUGUGUGUAUGAGUGAUGGAGUUUAAUGU